Ruditapes philippinarum (Manila clam) is the source of this 2731-nucleotide messenger RNA. RefSeq lists its product as uncharacterized. Lineage: Eukaryota; Metazoa; Mollusca; Bivalvia; Venerida; Veneridae. The transcript is spliced from 2 exons. The coding region runs from base 494 to 1447 and encodes 317 amino acids. The record is from RefSeq and is a predicted model, not a curated record. Gene Ontology annotation, biological process: signal transduction.
AUUUCAAUUCUGAUAUCACGAUUAGGAAAUGUUACAAAAAGCUUAAUUAUUUUUAUCUGAUCAUAUCUUUAAAGAUUACCUUGUAAUAAAAACAUAUUUUACAAUGUAACAGCACACGAUUAGAAAAAGUCCCGAAAGAUCUAAACAGGUCCCCUAUCAAUUAUCCCCUUGUUGAUCCUGAUCUUAUCUGAUGAAAACGUUUGAAGUUUUAAGGGUCAAAUAUCAAUUAUCACACAAAAUGCUGACCCCUAGGGCUCAAUUAGUCAUUACGUCGUAAAACUCGGACUGACGUUCCAUCAAUAAAGCACCUCAGCAGCCACCUUAAAUAUAAAGCAGCAUUUAUUUCUUGUCAAAACUGAUCGACUUGUAAUUAUUUAAAUAACGACACUUAAAAAAACUGAAGCAGUUAUGAAAUGAGCGCGCAUGUGAGUGGAAUAGUAUUCGGAUACUAAUCAUAUCAUUAUUUUUCGGAUAUCUUUAAAACACAGUUGAUAUGGCCGAUGUUCUACAUCUAAAAGACAAGGGAAUUCCGCUGAAAGUAGACGGUUCCAUACGAUACGUAAAAGGGGCGACAAAGUACACAACAUGCGCUGACGUCAUCAAAAUGGUUCUGAAGAAAACCGGGAUCAAAAAGGAGUACAGGCAUCUUUUUGCCAUAUAUGAAGUUUCACUUAAUACAGAAAAGCCUCUGCCUUGUAAAAGCAGGAUUGUUAAAGUGAUACAAGCAUGGAGAGGGGAGCCGAACAGGUUAGUGCUCCGGAAGUCGGAACCUCUUACCCCGGUUGAAGUGAAAGACAAACGUAGUAGAUGGAACUUGAAGAAAAAAUCCACACAACACAUAUCCGAAACACGAAAACUCCCUGACAUAGAAACACUGACAUCUCUCGUUGAAAUGGUCGACAAACAUAAGAAUCGAGUACAACAAGACGCUCGUCCAAAUAUCGGACAAAGGGAACUGUUUGUGGAUAGUACUAGUGAUUCGGAUAGCAGCAUGGAUGAAUUCCUUUCAAAACUUGACCAUUCAAAGAUCAAUGGACUUAUAAAUUUCUUUGCUGCUAUUGCAACCAAGAAACAUAGAAGACAAACUUACCGUAGGUCAAAUAGCGGAUCGACAAAUGAAUAUGCUGACUCAUCGGACAGCUCUCCAGUGCGUCCAAGACGACGUAAAGUAAAAUGUUCUGCUGCAAAGAAAACUAAAUCUCGAAGCAGCAGAAGUCGAAUGAUGGAAUCAGCAGACGUGCAUCCAAAUAAAAGACACGCAGUCCAAAUGGUAAAUUUUGGAUUUAUAGACGUCGAGCCAAGGUCACAAGACAGAGUGUACUCGCUUUCGGAGGGACAUUCUUCGGAUGAGCAGACGACAGCAGUGCGGCCUCGUUCCGCUAAAAUAGUUUACAGCUCGCAGACGACUCAUACCAGCCAAGAGAGAAAUGUAUUCUGUCCAAGAUGACAACCAUUUAAACCGAAGACUAAAAACAAGAAGAACUGUCUUAGAAGAGUCUUGUAGAAGCUUGAAUAAACAAUACAAUAUCAGAAGAAUGUCCGGAAACUGUCAGGAACUCUGCUGUGAAAGUCCAAUUCAUAAUGUUGAUUCCGGUCACGGUGAGGAAUCCGACUCAUCUACUGAUUUGGAUGCGGCAUUUGUGAUUAAAAAGAACGCUGGUGACGUCAUAAAUACGCGUCAAUAUAUCGAGACACCGGAACAUGGCCGCAUUUUCCAAACAUUUGUAUCUGAGAAGCAAGUAACAAGUUCUGCUAGGAAGCUAGUAGAGUACAGCAUUACUGAAGAUGAAUUGGAUGCCUCUGAAAUUAUCGAUAUAACUUCAACGUCCGAGACAGAGGAUGAGGACAGUGAGCAUUACAUGAAUGGUUGUCGGACAGAUAAAUUCGAAUUUGGAAUUAAAACAGAAAUAAGUGAAACCGAAAAUUGUGCAAUAUCCCAUAAUACGCAAGACGAGGUUGGAAAACGAAAUGAGUUAAAUCAUAAUGUUGCUGAUUUCAUAAAGUCAGUAUUUGGAAAGCAAGUGAUAAAUGAAGAUGAAGAAAUGAACAGUUUUAUGAAAUCUAUGGUCCUUGAUGAUUCAUCGUCAGACGAAGGGUUAAGCUCAAUGGGCAGUGAUUUAGAAAAAGAUGUUAGAAUACGAGUAUGACGUCUGAACUGUUAACCAUUUUAAAGUAGUUCACAUAUUGCUUAACAAUGUAAAAAACAAACUAAAAUUUAGAUUUGUUUUAUAAAAACAAAAACCGCCUAAGCAAAUAUUAAAAUCCAAUUUCCUGAUGCUCAUUCAGGUGAUAUUCAACAAAUUCUACUAUAUAUAGGUACCUUCUCCUAUUUUUUUCUCUCCUAUUGCUCAUUCUUGCUAUCUUUCUGUCUUGAGUCUCGUGUGACAUGAUAAUAGUCACGUGAUCUCCUACCAAUACCGCAUCUUACUAUAUGUAUAAUAUAUGUAUAUUUUUGUAACUAACUCAAUCUGUACAGUGGUAGAUACAUGUAUAUUCUAUAUCAUUAUAAUGUUAAAUUAUAUAAUAUAAAACUGCAUUGUAUAUCAUAAAUUUAUUUUCGUUUUAAAGUCGUAUAUAUGUACAUUGUAAUUUAAACUUACGCAUUAAGUGCUUAUGUAAAUAAAUACUGAUUAUAAACUCACUUCUUAGUUUGUUUUAUUUUCUACAAAUCCUUUAAAGCACCAUGUCUCCAGAUUCAUACUAUUUUUUAUGGAAAUUUUAAGUAAAGUAU